Messenger RNA from Tripterygium wilfordii, 3151 nucleotides. RefSeq lists its product as uncharacterized. The record is from RefSeq and is a predicted model, not a curated record. Bases 487 to 2580 code for a protein of 697 amino acids. The transcript is spliced from 15 exons. Lineage: Eukaryota; Viridiplantae; Streptophyta; Magnoliopsida; Celastrales; Celastraceae.
GUUUUAUUGGCGUAUGAGCUCUGGGUUCUUGAGGCUGCUCAGUUUUAUCAUCAACCAAGUUGAUGAUAAGGCUACGAAGAUUGUCCGGUGCUUUGGGCUCUUUCUUUAACAAAUGAUCAAAAAAAUGAGAAUGCGAGAGGUGAGAUAUUCAAGGGUGAAUCGUCUCUUGAUUUCUUGCACGUUCGUUCAGUGAUGUGCUCCUCAGUAUCCGAGAUGUUUUGAUCACUUGGGGUUCCCGAAGUGAUACUUGGUAAGUUGUCCCGAAGAGUUAUGCCGAGAUGACAUGCUGGUAUGGUGAUUGGUCAACAUUUCAUUGGAGGUUACUUAAUUUAAAAUACGGAUACCAACAAUAAAUUUUAAAUUUCCCCAGAAAAGACAAAAGAAAAAGAAAUGAUAAUUACUGCAUGAAAACGAUACCGUUUGCCAGGAAUUAGGAUUCCUUAUCAACGGGAAGUUUGUCUUACUACUCUGUCACCUUGCCUCGCCAUGUCCCUUCUACACUCACAGCUCUUCCCUCCCAACCCUAUCCCGCUCUAUCCCGUCCGUACACUCAAAUCCCGAUGCCAGACACUCCCAAUCCUCUGCGCGAAGCGCACCGGCAAGCUGAGGUACCCGUCCGAGAAGAGGCAGCUGAAAUCGAAGCACAAGGAGGCCACAGCCGAAGUCAAAAACAAGUUCGAAGGCAUUUGGCGGCUCUCCAACCUCAGUGUUUCUGUCAAAGACGACCCCGGAAAGGACUCCUACGAAGUCUUCGAUGGAUUGUUACAGGAAAUCGCCAAAGUCCUCAAGUUCCCGGUCGCGUCUAUGCUGCCCCGGGAAGCAUUUUCAGUUAUUCGUAAAUCCUUUGAUGGCAGGAAGAAGAUCAAGUCACCCAAAUUUGUUUAUUCUGUGGACAUGGACGUCGAUAGAUUAAUUAGUCUUGAGCCUCGUUCUUGGGACUUCAUUUCAAAGCUGGAGCCAAGAGUUGGGCUCAUAGAACACAUGCCUCGUGAAAGAUUUUCAGGGGAUCUGAUCAGUAUAACUCAGGAUUGUAAUAAUUUUCGCAAAGCGAACGUGGCUGAAGAAAGUAAGCAUGGGAUCUACAAUGGAUCUGGAGAAUCAUCCAAGUGUUCAAGCAUCAGAAAACCAAAAAUUGCGGUUGUGGGUAGUGGUCCAUCUGGCUUGUUUGCUUCUCUUGUUCUUGCAGAACUCGGUGCAGAUGUUACCCUAAUAGAAAGAGGCCAACCAGUUGAAAAAAGGGGGCGUGACAUUGGUGCUUUGAUAGUUCGUCACAUUUUGGAGUUGGAAAGCAAUUUUUGUUUCGGGGAGGGUGGUGCAGGUACCUGGAGUGAUGGAAAGCUGGUAACAAGAAUUGGAAGGAACAGCAGUAGUGUCUUGGCUGUUUUGAAAACUCUAGUACACUUUGGAGCUCCAAAAAAUAUUUUGAUUGAUGGGAAGCCUCAUUUGGGAACAGACAGAUUGGUUCCUUUGCUUCGCAACUUUCGAAAACAUCUAGACGAGCUGGGUGUUAGUAUAAAAUUUGGGACAAGGGUUGAUGAUCUGCUUACAGAUAAUGGACAAAUAGUGGGGGUUAAAGUUUCUAACUCACAAGACCAGUUACUGAUGACUAGCCAGAAGCUGGGAUGUGAUGCUGUUGUUAUGGCUGUUGGGCAUUCUGCACGUGAUGUAUAUAAUAUGCUUCUUUCUCAUAAUAUGGAUUUGGUCCCAAAAGAUUUUGCUGUUGGUUUGCGGAUUGAGCAUCCUCAAGAAGUAAUAAACAGAAUACAGUAUGCUGGAUUGGCUGCUGAGGUUCACUGCGGACGUGGAAAAGUACCCGUGGCAGAUUACAAGGUUAACUAUGCCAGUGGGAACGUUGGGGACAUGACCUUCAAUUCUGGGGAUACAAGUCGUAGUUGCUAUUCAUUUUGCAUGUGUCCUGGUGGGCAGGUUGUUCUCACCAGUACAAAUCCAUCAGAGCUCUGUAUCAAUGGCAUGUCAUUUUCUCGCCGUGCCUCUAGGUGGGCGAAUGCGGCACUUGUAGUCACUGUUUCAACAAAGGAUUUUGAGGCAUUAAAUCUGCAUGGACCUCUUGCAGGAAUUGAGUUUCAGAGGGAAUUUGAGCGGAGAGCCGCUGUGAUGGGCGGGGGAACUUUUGUGGUGCCCGUGCAGUCGGUUACUGAUUUUCUGGAAAAUAAAUUAUCAGUAACAUCUAUGCCACCAUCAAGUUAUCGGUUGGGUGUAAAGGCAGCAAACCUGCAUCAGUUGUUCCCGCCUCAUAUAACAGAUCCUUUGAAGCAUUCAAUCUCGAUGUUUGACAAAGAGCUACCUGGGUUUAUCACCAAGGAUGCCCUUCUUCAUGGAGUAGAGACUAGAACCAGCUCUCCUGUUCAGAUUCCCCGCAAUAGUGACACUUAUGAGAGUACAUCUUUGAAAGGACUCUACCCAAUCGGUGAAGGAGCAGGUUAUGCUGGUGGUAUUGUAAGUGCAGCAGUUGAUGGCAUGUACGCAGGUUUUGCAGUUGCAAAAAAGUUUGAUUUGCUUGCCAACGAUGUGGAGUCAAUUUUUGGGAAGGCUCUGGCAGCUCGUCCUGAGAAGUACUAAGAGCUGAUUGGCUUGCUCUUUUAAUUGGUGCUGCAUAGAUACCGGCUUUGUUGCAAUGGGUACUAUGGAGUAUGGACUCCACAAAGAUGAGGAUAACCAUGACCACCAAGCUCACCGGAUUUUCUAAACUCCUUAACUUCUUACAUUGAAUAGAGCUUGAGGCCAAGGCACCAAGCCCAAGGAUGCCUUCACUGAGAUUGCAUUCUGUCGUUCUUGGUGAUUAUGGAAGCCAUGACUAUCUUAUCUGCUUAUGCUCUAUGAUGUGGAGACUGAAGUUGAUCAAAGAGCACAGCUCACCCAUGAACACUUAUAUGGGAAGUACUCUUUAUUUAAGACUGUAUACACCCUCAGGUCUCUAGCAAUGCAAAGUUUUGUCAAUUAAAGCCGAUCGCCAGAAACAUGGACUCCGCAAGAGAAACUUGUAAUUUUUAACUUCUUUGUAGCUCCGCGACUUCAUACAUUUUAUAUUUUUAGAGUACUGUUUAGGUAAUUUUUGAAUAGCAGUUUCUUUGCAAACAAAAUUAUUCUUUCUCAAGUCAUGAUAUAUGAUUCUUACUCUAUUUUCCUUUUA